AUGCAUUUUAUUCCCUCAAAAUCAUUCCAUCCGCCCCCUGCUUUUUUUUCCAUUCCAUUCCCUCUUCACCCUUCACUAACAACACUACAACCCACCACCGUUGCCACCUUCCACAACCACCAUCAUCUGUCGUCGCCACCGCCGCGGCCACCCACCAUCGCCGCGGCCACCUCCAAUCGUCGACACCACCCACCUUCGAUCAUUGCCGCCACCGUUGCCACAAUCGCUGCUGCCACCUCUGAUCAACGCCGCCGUCGCCACCCACCUCCGCCACCGCUAUCAACCGCCACCACCCACCGCCGCUACUACCUGCGACGACCGUCGCUGCCGCCACUACCACCUCCGACCACCACCGCCAUCACCACCGCCGCCGCCGCCACCCACCUCUGCCGUCACUCACCACUACGGUUAUCACCACCCGCCGCCUUCUCCACCCACCACCACUGCGAAACGCUGCCGCCGCUACAACUGUUAUGUUAA
Molecule: messenger RNA, 480 nt
Organism: Helianthus annuus (common sunflower)
Lineage: Eukaryota; Viridiplantae; Streptophyta; Magnoliopsida; Asterales; Asteraceae
Product: ethylene-responsive transcription factor ABI4-like
Exons: 2
Coding region: 1-480 (159 amino acids)
Source: RefSeq, a predicted model, not a curated record